Messenger RNA from Setaria italica (foxtail millet), 1095 nucleotides. Its product is annotated as probable peroxygenase 4. The record is from RefSeq and is a predicted model, not a curated record. Gene Ontology annotation, molecular function: monooxygenase activity; calcium ion binding. Bases 213 to 854 code for a protein of 213 amino acids. The transcript has 7 exons. Lineage: Eukaryota; Viridiplantae; Streptophyta; Magnoliopsida; Poales; Poaceae.
CCCGAAAAGCACGCCCACAAGGGGUCCGUUUCCAUCGAAACUGUUCGAUUCUUUUCCCUUCUGCCACCACCUUCGAACCAGCGCAUCCCUGCCGUAUUUUCCUUCCUCCCUCGCGAAGGCUCCAACUUCCCCUGCUCUCUCUGUCCCUCUGCAACUCCCUAUCUCUGUCCUGCUCGGCGUCGUCGACCUCGAUCUCCUCUGCAACAAUCUCCAUGGCAGGCAAAGCUGCAGACACCGGGAGCCACGACGACGCCACCAAGGGCCAGUCCUCCUCGUCCACGGCGGACGUGUACAGCGGCGAGCUCACGCCGCUGCAGCGGCACGUCGCCUUCUUCGACCGCGACAAGGACGGCGUCAUCUACCCAUCCGAGACAUACCAAGGGUUCCGCGCGAUCGGCUGCGGGGUGGCGUUGUCUGCCGCCAGCGCCGUCUUCAUCAACGCCGGACUUGGGCCCAGCACCAAACCGGAGAACCAGAAGACUCCACCUUUUAAGUUUCCCAUUUAUGUGAAGAACAUCCACAAGGGCAAGCACGGAAGCGAUUCAGGCGUGUACGAUGCCAAUGGAAGAUGGGUUCCUGAAAAGUUUGAGGAGAUAUUCAAGAAGCAUGCCCACACCAAGCCUGAUGCCCUCACGGGCAAAGAGCUGCAGGAGAUGCUCCAAGCAAACAGGGAACCCAAAGACUUCAAAGGAUGGCUGGGUGGCUUGACGGAGUGGAAGGUGCUGUAUUCCCUGUGCAAAGAUAAAGAUGGGUUUCUCCACAAGGAUACUGUCAGGGCGGUCUAUGAUGGCAGCUUGUUUGAAAGGUUGGAGCAAGAGAGGAAGGCUAAGAAGGAAUUUACGAAAAAGAAAUGAUAAUAACAUCACAAACACUCUUGUGACGAAUUUGUAAAUUAUGGUGUGCGUGUGGAUCGGUGAGUUAUAAUAACCAUAGUUUCAUUGGUUCUGUAUGUUUAUUUGUGAAUUCAUCUUUUCUGUAAGAAGAGCCUUUCAUGUAAAGAAACUGCAAGUAAUUGUGGGUUAUGUUCAGUGAGAUAAUCCAUAGUUGUAGCCUCUCAUAUUUUUCAAUUCAUGUUUGUUUUGUUUUGAUGUUUUA